This is a messenger RNA of Verticillium nonalfalfae, 1638 nucleotides long. Its product is annotated as Plasma membrane low glucose sensor. Gene Ontology annotation, molecular function: carbohydrate:proton symporter activity. The coding region runs from base 1 to 1638 and encodes 545 amino acids. The transcript is spliced from 4 exons. Lineage: Eukaryota; Fungi; Ascomycota; Sordariomycetes; Glomerellales; Plectosphaerellaceae. Gene Ontology annotation, cellular component: membrane. The record is from RefSeq and is a predicted model, not a curated record. Gene Ontology annotation, biological process: carbohydrate transport; transmembrane transport.
AUGACGUCUGCAAUCCGCCGAUUGUCGGUGGUACACGACAAAGCCGAAGGCAAAGCUUGGCCAGCCAUUGUCAUUGGCUUGUUUGUUGCCUUCGGCGGUAUUCUGUUUGGAUAUGACACAGGUACCAUCGCCGGCAUUAUGGCCAUGCCAUACUGGAAGACCACUUUCUCGACAGGCUACCGCAAUACCCAAGGUGAGCUUGAUGUCUCAUCGUCUCAGGCCUCAGCUGUCGUAUCUAUCCUUUCGGCUGGUACCUUUUUCGGUGCUUUGUCUUCGCCUCUCUUCGCCGACUACAUCGGACGUCGCCUCGCGCUUGUCGCCUCAUCCGUCAUUUUCAUCUUGGGUGUGAUUCUUCAGACGAUAGCUACCAAUUUGCCUCCGUUUCUGGCUGGAAGAUUCUUCGCCGGCUUCGGAGUCGGCGUGUUGUCCGCUGUGGUGCCGCUGUACCAGUCUGAGACUGCUCCGAAAUGGAUCAGAGGUGCCAUCGUCGGCGCCUACCAGCUCGCCAUCACAAUUGGCUUGCUGCUAGCCGCCAUUGUGGACUACUCUACCAAAGAUCGAAACGACACGGGUUCUUAUCGCAUUCCCAUCGCUAUUCAGUUUGCUUGGGCCCUGAUCCUCAUCGGCGGCAUGCUUGUCUUGCCCGAGACGCCUCGCUACCUCAUCAAGAAGGGCCAGUUGGAUAAGGCUGCGAAUGCGCUGAGCAGACUGCGCAGGCUUCCUUCCGAUGCGCCUUCGAUCCAGACUGAGCUACAUGAAAUUGUUGCCAACCACGAAUUCGAGAUGUCUCUUGGCAAGAGUAGCUAUCUCGACUGCUUCCGAGGUCACAUGAUCAAGCGCCAAUUAACUGGUAUGGGACUACAAGCCCUGCAACAGCUGACUGGAAUCAACUUCAUCUUCUACUAUGGCACUCAGUACUUCAAGAACUCCGGCAUCAACAACGCAUUCACGAUCCAGAUGAUUACGUCGAGUAUCAACGUUGUGUCUACCCUUCCUGGUCUAUACGCCGUUGACAAAUUUGGUCGUCGACCGCUGCUUCUGUGGGGCGCUGUGGGCAUGUGCAUAAGCCAGCUGCUUGUAGCAGUCCUGGGCACAUCCACCACUAGUCAGGACUCAUCUGGGAACAUCAUUGUCCACAAUGUCGAUGCGCAGAAGGCUGGCAUUGCUUUCGUCUGUAUUUACAUCUUCUUCUUCGCUUCAACUUGGGGACCUCUCGCCUGGGUCGUAACGGGCGAAAUCUUCCCCUUGAAGUUCCGCGCCAGGAGUUUGAGUAUCACUACGGCCACCAACUGGCUUCUCAACUGGGCCAUUGCCUAUUCGACUCCCUACUUGGUGAAUUAUGGCCCGGGAAAUGCCAACCUGCAGUCUAAGAUCUUCUUCAUCUGGUUCGGCUGCUGCUUCAUCUGCAUUGCCUUUGUCUAUUUUUUCAUCUACGAGACCAAGGGGCUGUCCCUAGAGGAGGUAGACGAGCUUUACACGGAGGUUUCUUCGGCUCGCAUGAGUGCUGCAUGGAGGCCCAAGACCACAUUCAUUCAGCGCCAGAGCAUUGCGCAACAGGGUGGGGUCCAGAAUGGCGAUGAAAAGGGAGACGCGGCACACCAUGACGACAAGCGCUCUGUUGAGAGAGACAGCGUCUGA